Molecule: messenger RNA, 1020 nt
Organism: Enterobius vermicularis (human pinworm)
Lineage: Eukaryota; Metazoa; Nematoda; Chromadorea; Rhabditida; Oxyuridae
Source: the annotation of a GenBank genome assembly
AUGGUCAAAUCGGAAAGUGCUGAUGAGGAAUCGAUGGUAAGCAGUGAUAAGGUGAGCGGUAAUGAAGAGGAAGACGAGUUCUGUCAUUGGUCGCACCCACAAAGGAGAGCUUCAUCAUCUGGGAGAAAUGCGGAAGAGGAGACGCAGCAGAACGGUGGCUGUGCACUUCCGGCAAAUGACGAGCAGGCGGGAAGAAGAAUGAGACGCCAAAUUGCAAACUGUAAUGAGCGGAGAAGAAUGCAAAGUAUUAAUGCUGGGUUUCAAAGUCUGAGGUCACUUUUACCAAAAAGGGAUGGAGAAAAAAUGAGCAAAGCUGCAAUUUUGCAACACACUGCGGAGUUGAUUCAGACUCUUCAAGCAGAAAAAAAUCGGUUGUUGGAGGAAAAGGAAGCUGCGAUACAGUCUAAAAAACGGCGGCUGGAAGAUGAAGAAGCGCGGGAUAGAGGGAUUGUUAAUGAGCUGACCUCGGCACUGGAACGUGAAAGGCGGUUGCGCCAACUGUAUGAGCAACAGUUACGUGAAAGGCGACCAGCCUCUCCAAUGUUGUCACCUAUAGCUGUGUCCACAAACCAGCCAUCUGGUAUCAGUCAUUCUUCUAUCGACCCAUCAGUACUCCCGGCACCGAAUGAUAUUCCUGGUUUGAUUCAGCAUCAACUUUUAACGCUGAAUGGCUUUGUCGGUACAACACCAUAUUUACUUCGUACUCAAGGCGGAUAUGGUUCAGCGCCACUGGGCGUUGACCGAAGUAUCCCUACAACAUGCAACAGUACUUUGACGACAUCAACAGCUAUGCAAGAUACUCAUCAGACACAACAGCAACAGACCUCUCAGAUCAAUAUUGAUGUCGUUUCUCGGACGCCACUGCUCAUGAAUUCUACCCAAGAUCGUUCGCCGCAGAGUUUAAGCGAGGCAAAUCUGAAUGCAAUCUUAGAAGCGAUUCAUCAUCUUGAGGGUGGAUCUGAUAUUGUAACGGCUUCGCCUCCACCAGCGUUACAGCAGUCGAAUGUUCUUGUUCGUUAG